Molecule: messenger RNA, 2416 nt
Organism: Siniperca chuatsi (mandarin fish)
Lineage: Eukaryota; Metazoa; Chordata; Actinopteri; Centrarchiformes; Sinipercidae
Product: T-box transcription factor TBX1
Exons: 8
Coding region: 960-1934 (324 amino acids)
Biological process (GO): cell fate specification; regulation of transcription by RNA polymerase II; positive regulation of DNA-templated transcription
Cellular component (GO): nucleus
Molecular function (GO): RNA polymerase II cis-regulatory region sequence-specific DNA binding; DNA-binding transcription factor activity, RNA polymerase II-specific
Source: RefSeq, a predicted model, not a curated record
CUCACAUUUGUAAUCAGACUUGGAUUUAUCAAGAUCAUAUAUCAUAUCAUUUGUGUCUGAACUGUGGUCAGGUCCUCAUGUGACACAAAAUCUUGCAUGACACACACACUGUGAGACAAAGACACUUUAGAAAACAACGUUAACAGCAAGGACAACAGAAAUAAGUCCUGGACCUCAAUGUAUCCCCGACACAAUCUGAUAUGUUGCAUUUUAUAAAUAUUAUUUUAUAAAUAUGCUAGACUUUUGCCAUUAAACCAAGCCAGAAAUAUCCACUUAAGUCAGUUUUAGGGAAUAACUGAUUCUCUAAUUAGUAUGGUGUUGAAACUCUGCUCCAAGAAAAUAGGCGAUGAAUAAUAAAAGCAGUUUGUUGCUGUCUUCAUCUGUCCACACACCCAGUAACACUGGGCUUAUUAGGAUGUUAUUAAUGUCCUACUGGUUGGUCAAGACAAGCUCCACCUAAGGCUUUAGGCUACAUGAAACAAUAGGAGAUGCAAGCAGGGAUUUCAAGAUGCUCCAAAAAGGUUGUGUGUGCGUGUGUCUGUGUGUGCACGCACAUUUGUGUAUUCACAAUUCUUGGGGCAGGCAUGCAUUCGCGUGCAGCUGCGAUUAGUGCAUGUCAGUAGCACUAUGAGUAUUGUAAUGGAUGAGGAAGGCAUGGAAGUCCCCAGUGAGAGUUUCAUGGUGUAUAAAACCAGCUUGUUCCUGGACACAAACAGCCACACUUGGAUGUAAUUUACCACAGCACCUGGCACUGGACUGGGAGGAAGAUUUUUGGCUUCAGUUCUAUGUUAUGGUCUAUGCAAAGCAAAGCUGUGGAUUUGGUUCUCCACUGGUCUUGAUGUGAUGACAGGACUUUCUACUUGUGAAAGAAGUAGAAGUGAAAGAAAAGACUAGAGUGAACAGAAAUAUCAAAGGAAGAGACCAAACCGGCAAAUUGAUUCAUUAUAGACCUUCAAAUUAUGGAUGGUCCUCAGCUGUCUCAGAGCGGUGAACUAUCUCUGCCCUGCUGUGCAGACGGGGGGUCACUGUCGAACGCCAAGGCCCCCCAAGUCAGUGGGGUCAGAGUUCAGCUGGAGAUGCAUGCACUUUGGCAGCAGUUUGACCAGCUGGGCACAGAGAUGAUUGUUACCAAAGCUGGAAGGAGGAUGUUUCCAACAUUCCAGGUGCAAAUCUCUGGGAUGGAUCCUGCUGCUGAAUAUGUCCUGCUCAUGGACUUUAUCCCUGUUGACGAUAAAAGAUACAGAUAUGCGUUCCACAGCUCAUCAUGGCUGGCUGCAGGGCGAGCGGAUGUUGUAGCCCCAAGUAGGAUGCAUUUCCACCCAGACUCACCUGCCUGUGGAGCCCAGUGGAUGAAGCAGACUGUUUCCUUCGACACUCUCAAGCUCACCAACAACCUGCUGGAUGACAACGGACAUAUGAUAUUGAACUCCAUGCAUCGCUACCAGCCGCGCUUUCAUGUGGUGUAUGUGGAUCCAACUCCCAACAGUCACUUAAAUGCAUACAGGAACUUCUGCUCUUUUUCCUUCCCUGAGACACGCUUUAUGGCCGUCACUGCCUAUCAGAACCACCGGAUCACCCAGCUAAAAAUUGCAAGCAACCCAUUUGCUAAAGGCUUCAGGACUACAGACCCCCAGGACCGGGUGGAUAACUCCAGACCCUUGGCACUGUGGUGUCCACCAGAGGGCAGAGCUGAGCCCCUCAUCAUCAAACCUGGAGCGGAGAGAAGCUGGGGCUCAAAGACUUCAACCAGACAGGAGGACCCAGCCCCGUUGUUGGUGGAGCAGUGUGGACUGUUCCACCACUGUAAAGACUCUGUGGGACUUACCAUGGAGAGGAAAGAUGGGGACCGUAUAUUAGCACCUGCUUCCUUCCUCCCUAUUCCCUCCUACUGGGACUGGCCAGGAUCAUCUCAAGAGAGAGGCAGUCUGUCAUAGGAAAAGAGAAUCACACUGACUGAGCUUUGAAUUAAAUUUGACCUACUGCUUGCUUCCUCAUUUGAUAUCAUACAACUUUAAUGUGUGUUUUAUAAUAAAUAUAUAUAGUUUGUGGUCUCCCUCACAAAAUUAAUUUAUAGGGAUACUAUGCCUUUUGCAAGUGUUCCAUCAAAACCAUAAUGUAUGUGGCAAUGAUUUAUAAAUAUAAAUAAUAUAUAUAAAUAAAUAUAUAAUAUAUAUAUAAAUAAUAGCACACUAUAAGAGCACCAGAGUCACAGUAAAGCACUGUGACUCUGGUGCAGCACAGAUUUUAGCAACAGCAACAGUACAGUGAUAGCUCUACAAACUCAGAGCUCAGAACAACAAACACACUAUAGUAAGUCCCACUAGUAAUAUUAUUAAAAUCCUAUGGUAAUUUAUCGUUAUAACAUUUGUGCAACUGCAGUGUCUAUCGUCUGAGAUAAUAAAAUGACAUUCAGAAA